GCAAAUGAAAACACGUGUGAAGCCACGCUGGGGAGAAAUUACGCGCCCGGUGCGCACUGCGCGUCCGCACAGCCACGGACACAGCAACCCUCAAACUUUCAGCCCGCUUCAUUUCUGCACUUUUCAGCGAUUACGAAGCCGAGAUUGUUGCCGUUUAUCAUCCGCUCCGUCCAAGAACCGGAAUCCAGGUCACGCUGUGAGCUUUAAACAGAACGGAAACUGCCUUUUUUUUUUUUGACGAAUUGCAAUGGAGCCGCAGCUGGAGCGGUAGGAAAAGAAGAAAAGAAAAAAAAAACCCUUUGUGCGCUCUUGUCCGGAUUUAACAAAUGUGUCAUGUCGGAGGGAAAUAACUCAGCCUCCGAGCCUGACACAUACCUUGAAAGUGAGGAAUGUCCCGCGGAGGAUUCGUUUGGCUUUGGAGAUGAUCUGGAGCUGAACCAGUUUGAUGGAUUGCCCUUCUCCUCGCGGUACUACAAACUGCUGCAGGAGAGGAAGACCCUGUCGGUCUGGAGGGUCAGGUGCGAGUUUGAAGACGCUCUGGUGAACAACCAGCUGGUUGUUGUGUCUGGCACGGCGAAGACUGGGAGGAGUACACAGAUCCCUCAGUGGUGCGCCGAGUUCUGUCUGUCCGCACAGUACCAGCACGGCAUGGUUGUGUGCACACAGACGGACAGACGGCAGGCUGUGGAUCUGGCCCUGCGCGUGGCUGACGAAAUGGACGUCAACAUAGGCCACGAAGUGGGUUACACCAUCCCUCUGGAGACCUGCUGCUCCUCCGACACCGUUCUGAGGUACUGCACUGACGAUAUGCUGCUGAGAGAGAUGAUGUCGGACCCUUUUCUGGAGCACUACGGGGUCAUUAUCAUCGACCAGGCCCACGAGAGGACAGUUAGCACAGACAUUCUGCUGGGUCUCCUCAAGGACAUCCUGCUGCAGAGGCCUGAGCUCAGAGUGGUGGUCCUCGCCAUUCCGCCCAUGGCCGACAAGCUGCUGAGCCACUACGGCAGCAUCCCGCUCAUCAGUCUGGAGGCCUCGUCUCCUGCCGAGGUGGUCCACAGCAGCAGCGGCAACAAAGACUACUUCUACUCAGCGCUGAGACUGGUGCUGGAGAUCCAUCGAACCAAAGAGGACGGAGAUGUCGUUGUGUUUUUUGCCUCGGCUGAGGAGGUUCAUUGUGCCCACAGCAUCCUGCAGAAAGAAGGCACCAGGCUGGGAGUGGAGCUUGGCCAGAUGGUGCCCGUGGUCUUGUGCCGAGGUCAGGAGGAGUCACCGCCCGUCUCGACUGAGCAGCCGGGCUCCAAGAGGUCCAGGAUGGUUUUCCUCUCUACCCAAAAGGGAGAGGACAUGUGGUGGCCUACAGAGUCCGUCAGCUUUGUCAUUGACACAGGAGUCCAGAAAAAGAUGGUGUACAAUCCAAGAAUACGAGCCAACUCUGAGGUACUUCAACCCAUCAGUCAGUGUCAGGUAGACCUACGGAAGAAGCUGUCUGGACCAUCAGGCAAAUGUUUCUGCCUGUAUCCAGAAGACAGCCCGCUCCCUGCAGAGAACUCCCCACAGAUCUUAGAGUCCAACAUCACACCAACAGUCCUGUUCCUGAAACGGAUCGAGAUAGCCGGCCUCGGACAGUGCGACUUCAUCGACAGACCAGAUCCCGAGGGUCUCAUGCAGGCGCUGGAGGAGCUGGAUUACCUCGCGGCUUUAGACGACGAUGGCAACUUGUCUGAGAUUGGCAUCAUCAUGUCUGAAAUCCCUCUGGACCCUCAGAUGGCGAAAGCCCUGCUGGCGUCCUGCGAGUUCGACUGUGUGAGCGAGAUGUUGACGAUCGCGGCGAUGCUGUCGGCGCCAAGCUGCUUCCUGGAGCCACCUGUUGGCAUGACCCACGAGGCGGUCCAGUGUCACAGAAAGUUCCAGCACCCUGAAGGCGAUCACUUCACCCUCAUCAACAUCUACAAUGCCUUCAGACAAAGCCAGAAAGAGCAAUACUUCAGUGCUGAAAAGUGGUGCAAGGACUACUUCCUGGAUCACUCCGCCCUGAAGACAGCCGAGGCCAUCCGAUCAGAGUUGACUGACACUCUGAACCGGAUCGAGCUCCCCAUCUCUCAGCCCUCCUUCGGAACCAAGAGCAACACCCACAACAUCAAGAGAGCUCUCCUGGCAGGGUUCUUCAUGCAGAUUGCUCGAGAUGUGGAUGGGUCGGGAAACUACUUCAUUCUGACGCACAAGCACAUGGCCCAGGUGCACCCGCUGUCGGGCUACGGGGCUCAGUCACACAAGCUGGGGCUGCCGGAGUGGGUCGUGUUCCACGACUACACCCUGUCAGAGAACAACUGCAUGAGAACGGUCUCUGAAAUCUCCCCUCAAGUGUUCAUUCAAAUGGCACCGCUCUACUUCUUCUACAACCUGCCCCCUAGUGAAAGCAAAGACAUACUGCAAGACAUGCUGGACCCGGAUGGCUCCACGAAAAGUAAAAAUGAGAAACAGAAAGCGGCGACAGUCGGCAGCAGCAGCAGCGACGACAGCGGAGGAGGCGCAGUGGUGCCGCUGGCAUACGACAGAUGUGUAAUUCAAUGACGUGAAAUCAUAAAUGAGCUGUAAUCAUAUCUGCGAAUGCGUUUAUGCUUGUAACGUGUUUUAUAGUUGAUGCCAACCAGGGACUGAUAUAACUUAUUACACUGCUUAAAAGUCGUACGGAUGGUGACGUGUGUGUAUAUAAGUAAGGAAGUUUCACUCUCAUACAGGGUGAAGAUGGUGUCUAGUGAGAUGACACAAUGCACAAUCUAGUAAAUCAUGAACACUUUUUUUUUAGUUGUGAUGUGCAUCUGAUGGAAGUUUUCUAUCUUGUUUCUCACCCUUUCCCCUGCUCUGCUCCCCCCUUCAACACCUUCUGUCUGGAAAUGUGAGCAUCUCGACAGCUGUUUAGAUUUUAA
This is a messenger RNA of Acanthopagrus latus (yellowfin seabream), 2927 nucleotides long. RefSeq names its product DEAH (Asp-Glu-Ala-His) box polypeptide 32a (gene dhx32a). The record is from RefSeq and is a predicted model, not a curated record. The transcript is spliced from 11 exons. Bases 334 to 2571 code for a protein of 745 amino acids. Gene Ontology annotation, cellular component: intracellular anatomical structure; spliceosomal complex. Lineage: Eukaryota; Metazoa; Chordata; Actinopteri; Spariformes; Sparidae. Gene Ontology annotation, molecular function: RNA binding.